AUGGCUGCCUCAAUUCCAUUCAGACAGACGCAGCGCAAGCAGUCGCGGCAGCUGUCGACCGACCCCCGCAAUGAGCUCCACCCGCAAGUCGACCACUAUAUUGGUAUUGAUGUGGGUACUGGUAGUGCGAGAGCCUGCAUCAUGAACGACCAGGGCGAUAUCGUAGGACUGGCUUCGGAGAACAUUGGUCUCUGGCAGCCACAGACAGGCUACUAUGAACAAUCCACGACUGACAUUUGGCGCUGCAUUUGCUCCUCGGUCCGUCGAGCCAUAGACCAGCACAACAUUGACCGGCAAACUAUACGUGGAAUUGGCUUCGAUGCCACGUGCUCGCUCGCCGUCUUCAGGGACGACACGGACGAGCCUGUCCCAGUCACAGGGCCCAACUUUGACAACAAGGACGGUAACGACCGCAACGUUAUUCUCUGGCUCGAUCAUCGCCCCGUAGAGGAGACGAACAAGAUCAAUGCUACCAAGCACAACUUGCUACGCUACGUUGGAGGCAAAAUGUCAAUUGAGAUGGAGAUUCCAAAGGUGCUCUGGCUCAAGAACAACAUGCCAAAAGAGCUGUUCGACCGCUGCAAAUUCUACGACCUGACUGACGCUCUUACACACCUGGCUACUGGAAGCGAAAGCCGGAGCUACUGCAGUGUGGUCUGCAAGCAAGGCUUUGUGCCAGUCGGCGUCGAUGGAAGUGUCAAGGGCUGGCAGGAGGACUUUCUCAAGGAAAUCGGCCUUGAGGAGUUGUGCGAAGACAACUUCAAGCGCAUGGGAGGCGUCGACAAUGUGAACGGGCGUUAUCUCACGGCUGGUGAGCUCGUGGGUACGCUCAGCGAGAAGGCUGCACAGGAAAUGGGUCUCCAGCCUGGCAUUGCAGUCGGUAGCGGUGUCAUCGAUGCCUAUGCUGGUUGGAUUGGUACAGUUGGCGCAAAAGUCAAGCUCGACGAGGACACGCUCAACAUGGACCAGCCCAAGAACGAUGUCGCCCAAGCCUUCACGCGUCUUGCCGCCGUUGCAGGAACCUCGACCUGCCAUCUCGCCAUGUCUCGCGAUCCCGUUUUCGUGGACGGCGUCUGGGGCCCGUACCGAGACGUCCUCAUACCAGGCUAUUGGAUGGCAGAGGGCGGACAGAGUGCAACGGGCGAGCUGCUCAAGCACGUAAUCGAGACACACCCAGCCUUCAACGAGGCAGUUUCUGUGGCCGAGACCUACAACACCAACAUCUACGAUUACCUCAACGAGCAUCUACGCGAAAUGGCCGACAAUCAAAACGCACCACACAUCUCUUGGCUCGGCCGCCACUUCUUCUUCUACGGCGACCUCUUCGGCAACCGCUCACCCAUCGCUGACCCCAACAUGAAGGGUGCCGUCAUUGGUCUGAGCUCCGACAAGAGCCUCGACGGCCUAGCACUAUACUACUAUGGCACCAUGGAGUUCAUCGCCCUGCAGACGCACCAGAUUGUUUCUGCAAUGAACAAAUCCGGCCACGUCAUCUCAUCCAUCUUCAUGUCCGGCUCGCAGUGCCAGAACGCGCUGCUCAUGGAGCUCAUGGCCACGGCCUGCGACAUGCCCGUCCUCAUUCCCCGCUACGUCCACGCCGCCGUCGUCCACGGCGCAGCCAUGCUCGGUGCAAAGGCCGCCAGCACAGACAAGGACGGCAACAGCGAGCCCCUCUGGGACAUCAUGGACCGCCUCAGCAAGCCCGGUAAAACCGUAAAGCCGCUUGCUGACAAGACCGUCAAGAAGCUGCUCGAUGCUAAAUACAAGGUUUUCCUCGAGCAGUGCGAGGGCCAGCAGCGAUAUAGGAGUGAGGUUGAUGCUGCUAUUGAGGGGUGGAAGGCUAAGUAGAUCAAAAAAGAAAGAAAAUAGGGAAUCGUCGUGCGGGCCUGGUAAUCGUCCGUAAAUUGGGGUUAAUUUACAAAUAUACUCUAGACAGGACAGCCUUUUGCGAGACGAAUUCUUCAAGUGGUACAAAGCUAGCCCGUCUACCGAUUUUAGAUUUCA
Messenger RNA from Exserohilum turcica Et28A, 2004 nucleotides. RefSeq lists its product as uncharacterized. Gene Ontology annotation, biological process: carbohydrate metabolic process. Lineage: Eukaryota; Fungi; Ascomycota; Dothideomycetes; Pleosporales; Pleosporaceae. The record is from RefSeq and is a predicted model, not a curated record. The transcript is spliced from 3 exons. Gene Ontology annotation, molecular function: phosphotransferase activity, alcohol group as acceptor; kinase activity. Bases 1 to 1848 code for a protein of 615 amino acids.